AUGGAUGUCUCAAGAUCCUUGGCCCAACCUGAUAACAAUACUGAGAACCCCAGAGAUAAACCUGAUGUGAAUACACCUACUAUAUCUCUUGAGAAAUCGCAAGACAAAGAAAGGUCUGGAGAAAUGACUAAUGAGCUGGGUGACAAAGAUAAAAACCCUGUUGAGAAAAAUGAUCAACCCACUGAUAUUGUUAAUAUUGAGGAACUGGACUCUGAUGAUGUUCCUAUUGGGAAAAGACUAGCUCCUGGUAUAGCUAAAAGGUUGAAGAACAUAAAAGGCCAAGCUGUUGGAUCCUCCAGCGCACCCUCCAAAUCUGUUAGGAACAAAGCAAGUGACAUCAUCUCUACUUCUAGAAAGCAAGCGUCAGGGAAGAAGAUACCAACUAAUAUUCCUAAAGUUCCACUUGACAACAUUUUAUUUCACUAUAUGGAGAAUGUUGAAAAAUGGAAAUUUGUUUAUCAAAGAAGAUUAACACUGGAAAGGGAAUUAAGGAAAGAUGCUUUUGAAUGUAAAGAGAAAUGUGACAACAAGAGGAGCAAGGAGUUUAGAGAAGUGUAUGUCCGAGGAAGAUGUGUGGAUUUUUCUCCUAAAAUAAUCAACAGGUUCUUAGGCAUAAAUGAAGAAGAACAAGCUGAAAUAAAAGUCUCUGACAAUGUCAUAUGCAGAGAGAUUACUACUAAGCAAGUGAAGAAAUGGCCAAGGAAAGGGAAUCUGUCUGUCAGGGCCUUGAGUGUCAAGUAUGCUUUUCUCCACAUAAUUGGAGUUGCAAAUUGGGUUCCAACCAAUCACACCUCUAAUAUAGACACUGGGCUAGAGUUGAAAGAUACCUGCAAGACCUUGGAUGAAACUAUAAAAAGUUGUACUAAAAGGAAAAGCAAGAUUGAAAUGUUGAUUAAGGCCCUAUCUAAAGAAGAAGGAGGUUUGAAAAGUGAUGGAACAGAUGAAGAAGAAGAAAAUGAAGAUGGGUAUGAUGCAAGUGAUGAUGAAGAUGCUACCAACAAUGAUGAGGAUUAA
Lathyrus oleraceus (garden pea) is the source of this 1014-nucleotide messenger RNA. RefSeq lists its product as uncharacterized. Lineage: Eukaryota; Viridiplantae; Streptophyta; Magnoliopsida; Fabales; Fabaceae. The transcript is spliced from 4 exons. The record is from RefSeq and is a predicted model, not a curated record. The coding region runs from base 1 to 1014 and encodes 337 amino acids.